GUGCUGUCGGGCUGCGUGCAGGGCGCGCUGACGCACGGCUGCUGCUGUUGCUGUGAACCGCAGGGAUGUCAGACGCGCGCGUGUACGCAAGGAGGUGAGCGCAGACAGACAGGUCUCCCGACAGCAUCAAAAACAGGACAGUGACACAUCCUCUCUCAUCCGAUUCAGUGCCUGAGAGGAAGAGGAGUCAAAUAGCGGGUACUAUGUGUCCACGUCGCGUGUCCGCGACUCUGAGCGAGGCAGCGCGUGCGAAUUCUGCGGCAGCUGUGAAUGCGGACUGAUCGGGAAUAACGUAGACUGGAAAAGUCAGCCAGGCAUGAAAAAACAGGCUGAUCAGUGAGCAAAUGAUCAACUAGACGAUCGUUUGCAUACGUAUACAUUGUGCGCAAUCUCAGGGUUCUUUCAAUGAAAUACACAGUGGAUGGGAAGAGAGGCGCAGAGCGUUUUGAUGUGAAUCGAGACUCAUUGGAUUCGGUUUAAGUGAUUCUGCAGUUUCUGCCAGGAGAUCUUACAUCAGGUGUUGAGCUAUAUCUGCACUGAAUGAGCUCUGUGUGCUGCGGGUAUAGAAUGUUGUCUCAAUAACAUCAGCCCGUCUCCGCUCUGACUGCGGCAGGUGGAAGUCCAGGGGUCAGGUUUACAGUCUGUGAGUCGGGAGUGAAUCAGCACGGCUUUUGAUUGACAGACAGCUUGGUGGGAAACAAGGCCUCGGUAGAGCGAAGUCCGAUAACAGGAGUGAAAGCAUCGCCACGGCGAUAUCAUCUUUCACUCUUCACUGCCACUCGUCUUUCUCAACAUGGCCUCUGCAAUGGCACCGCUCUCUUCCGUCCCUGCUUCUUGGAAACCCAACACAUUUCUGUAGACUGCUGAAGAGGAGGUCUGGAAAUUGUCUUUAGACUUUUGAACAGAUGGAGGAAUGCUUAAAACAAGUGUUCUGUGUAAAGUUUUAUAUAUAUUGUUCCUACCUUGAGGAAUACUUCUGAGGGAUUUAAAGAAGCUCAUUGUACAAAAAACCAACGUUUUACAAGGACAUUGCUGUCUCUCAUUUUAUAUGUUUCUAUGUAACGUCAAAGGCCAGUGCGUGUGGCUGGAGAGCCCGUCAUGGCCAGACCUCUGCUGAAGAUCCAUCGUUAUUUCCACCGCAAGCCGGUGCGCUUUUUCUCCUUCAUCAUCCUCUACCUCACCGCUGGCAGCCUUGUUUUUCUUCACUCGGGCUUCUCCAGCGAUUCUUCCACCAGUGGUUCUGGGAGCGGCCGUGACCCAGUUAUAUCUGAAGGCGGAGCAGGUGGUGCGAGUCCUACCUCUGACGGUUUGGGAAUCAUAGGGAGGGUGUUUAAGGAGACACGGAGAGCCCCCCGGAGAUUCGGGCCACCUUGGAUGAAGGAAAAUGGGGUGCAGGAUGCACCAGAGUGGGCAGGGCGAGGAGUAUAUGCCAACAGCUGGAACCAUGGAGCCAAAGGAAGAACAACCAAAGAGAUGGAUGAUGGGAGAGCAAAAUACAUCGGCUGCUACGUGGAUGACACACAGAAGCGCGCGCUCAGAGGCGUGUCCUUUUUUGACUACAAAAAAAUGACUGUCUUCCGUUGCCAGGACAACUGUGCAGAGAGGGGGUAUCUCUACGCCGGUCUGGAGUUUGGAGCAGAGUGCUACUGUGGUCAUAAGAUCCAAGCGUCCAAUGUGUCCGAGAGCGACUGUAAUAUGGGGUGUAAAGGAGAGAAGACUAACCUCUGCGGAGGACCUAAUCGACUCUCCAUAUAUAGACUGGAGCUGAGCCAGGAGUCUGCCCGGAGAUAUGGAAGCGCUAUCUUUAAGGGAUGUUUCAAGAGACCAGACAACGUGACCUUGGCACUUCCUGUUAGCGCCGUCAUUCAAAACAUGUCAGUGGAUAAGUGCGUCGACAUGUGUACAGAGAAAGAGUUUUCUCUGGCAGCAUUGGCUGGUGAAAAAUGUCACUGUGGCUUUCCCACUCCUCUCUUCACCCUACACGAGCACGAGGAUGAGGAACUGUGUGUGCAUCGCUGCGCUGGGGAAGAUUUCGAUAGCUGUGGGAACAAUGACUUCUUUGUAGUGUACCAGACACAAGUUCAGGAUAAUCGGUGCAUGGACCGACGCUUUCUACCCACCCGUUCUAAACACCAAGUGGCGCUUGCGAGUUUCCCUGGUGCGGGAAACACCUGGGCUCGUCAUCUUAUUGAGUUGGCCACGGGCUAUUACACUGGCAGCUACUAUUUCGAUGGCUCGCUGUACAACAAGGGUUUUAAAGGAGAGAGAGAUCACUGGCGCAGCGGUAGAACCAUUUGCAUCAAGACCCACGAGAGCGGCAAGAAGGAGAUUGAAGCCUUUGACGCCAGCAUCGUCAUGAUCCGGAACCCUUACAAAGCCCUAAUGGCCGAAUUUAACCGAAAGUAUGGCGGCCAUAUUGGAUUUGCCUCCCAAGCUCACUGGAGGGGAAAAGAGUGGCCGGAGUUUGUGAGGAACUACGCUCCAUGGUGGGCGUCCCAUACGCUAGACUGGCUGAAAUACGGGAAGAAAGUCCACGUAGUGCAUUUUGAGGAUUUAAAGCGGGACCUUUUUUCUCAUUUGAAAAGCAUGGUCGUUUUUCUGCAUCUGGAGGUUUUUGAGGAACGUCUGUUGUGUGUGGAAGGUCAAAAAGAUGGGAACUUCAAACGCUCUGGGUUGAGAAAGCUAGAAUAUGACCCUUACACGCCAGAAAUGCGUGCCAACAUUGAUGGGCUUAUUAAGACUGUGGAUACAGCUCUGAAGAAGAGAAACAUGUCUGGUGUACCUGAUGAGUACAGACCAAGAUGAUACAA
Triplophysa rosa is the source of this 2810-nucleotide messenger RNA. It is a transcript of the gene wscd2, whose product is annotated as WSC domain containing 2. Lineage: Eukaryota; Metazoa; Chordata; Actinopteri; Cypriniformes; Nemacheilidae. The record is from RefSeq and is a predicted model, not a curated record. Bases 1099 to 2805 code for a protein of 568 amino acids. The transcript is spliced from 10 exons.